UCCGCCUCUGCCCACCCGGCCCAAUCCUUUACAACUGCCCCAGGACUGCUCCUGGGCAGCCGCUGCGAGACAGACGGACACCAGGUUGCCCCUCUCUGCUCCAGCUAGAAAGACUUGAGUUAGACAAGCAGAAGCACACGCCUCCCCACCUCAUGGCGACAGAAAACGGAGCAGUGGAGCUGGGAACCCAGAGCCCAUCGACAGACAAAGCACCUAAAGAUGCAGCAGGUGAAGGACCCUCGGCUGCAGAGAAAGACCCUGGUCCCCCAGACCCAGAGAAGGACCCUGAUCCCCCAAACCCAGAGAAAGAACUUGGUCCUCCAAACCCAGAGAAAGAACUUGGUCCCCCAGACCCAGAGAAAGAACCUGAUCCACUCACCCUGAAGAAAGAUGCUGAAGCCCCGGCCCCAGAGAAAGGGGAUGGCGCCUUGGCCCAGUCCUCAGCCAGCAGCCAGGGCCCCAAGGGAGAAGCAGACCUGGGUGGGGGGCCUGCGGAGGGCAGUGCUGGGCAGCCAGCUGCUCUGCCCCAGGAGACCGCGACAGCCGACGCCAGUGUCAAGAAGCCUGAGGCCGAGCAAGGGACCCCAGGCAGCCAGGACCUUGGAGGACCCAAGGUGCACAAGAAGGCAGCAGAGGGCCAAGCAGCAGCCAGGAGGGGCUCACCCGCCUUUCUGCACAGCCCCAGCUGCCCUGCCGCCAUCUCGAGCCCUGAGAAGCUGCUAGCUGAGAAGCCCCUAGAUGAGGCAUCAGAGCUCAUCUUUGAAGGGGUGCCGGUGACCCCCGGCCCCACGGAUCCCGAGCCAGCCAAGGUAGCAGAAGGAGAGAAGAACCUCCCGGAAGGCAGCCAGAAGGAAGCAGGAGGGAAGACUCCGAGCCAGGCUGGCCAGGCUGCGGUGCAAGGGGACAGCUCGAGGGGGAUCGAGUUCCAGGCUGUCCCCCCGGAGAGGUCGGAGGUGGGGCAGGCCCUCAGUCCCACAGCCAGGGAGGAGGACUGCUUCCAGAUUUUGGAUGACUGCCCGCCACCCCCAGCCCCCUUCCCCCACCGCAUCGUGGAGCUGAGGACCGGAAACAUCAACAGUCAGUUCAGCCUGAACUCCAAGGAGGCGCUGGGCGGUGGCAAGUUUGGAGCAGUCUGUACCUGCACAGAGAAAGCCACAGGCCUCAAGUUAGCAGCCAAGGUCAUCAAGAAACAGACACCCAAAGACAAGGAAAUGGUGUUGCUUGAGAUCGAGGUUAUGAACCAGCUGAACCACCGCAACCUGAUCCAGCUCUACGCGGCCAUCGAGACCUCACACGAGAUCGUCCUCUUCAUGGAGUACAUUGAGGGCGGCGAGCUCUUCGAGAGGAUCGUGGACGAGGACUACCAGCUGACGGAGGUGGACACCAUGGUGUUUGUCCGGCAGAUCUGCGAUGGGAUCCUCUUCAUGCACAAGAUGCGGGUUCUGCACCUGGACCUCAAGCCAGAGAACAUCCUGUGUGUCAACACCACGGGCCAUUUGGUGAAGAUCAUUGACUUCGGCCUGGCACGGAGGUAUAACCCCAAAGAGAAGCUGAAAGUGAAUUUUGGGACCCCAGAGUUCCUGUCACCUGAGGUGGUGAAUUACGACCAAAUCUCUGAUAAGACAGACAUGUGGAGCCUGGGGGUCAUCACCUACAUGCUGCUGAGUGGCCUCUCCCCCUUCCUGGGAGACGAUGACACGGAGACCCUGAACAACGUUCUAUCGGGCAACUGGUAUUUUGAUGAGGAGACCUUCGAGGCCGUGUCAGAUGAGGCCAAAGACUUUGUCUCCAACCUCAUCGUCAAGGACCAGAGGGCCCGGAUGAACGCUGCCCAGUGCCUCGCCCACCCCUGGCUCAACAACCUGGCAGAGAAAGCCAAGCGCUGUAACCGACGCCUCAAGUCCCAGAUCUUGCUUAAGAAAUACCUCAUGAAGAGGCGCUGGAAGAAAAACUUCAUUGCUGUCAGCGCUGCCAAUCGCUUCAAGAAGAUCAGCAGCUCGGGGGCACUGAUGGCUCUGGGGGUCUGAGCCCCGGGAGCAGCUGGGGCCUGGACGCAGCCGCACAGUGGCCGGGGCUGAGGCCACACAGCCCAGAAGACUGGAGCAGACAGGCCAGAUCGCUGGGGCAGGCUGGCCAGGACAAGGCUGUGCCAGGCUGGGAGGCUCGGGGCUCCCACGCCCCCACGCAGCGACUGCUUCCCCGACGUGAGCCGCCUCGGAUGUGGCCUGACUCCAUCCUGCUAACGCCUCCCCAGACAGGGCUCCAGCCCAGCAGCCACAGCCCGGACGCUACGGGCCCUGCUGUUCCCG
Molecule: messenger RNA, 2309 nt
Organism: Hippopotamus amphibius kiboko
Lineage: Eukaryota; Metazoa; Chordata; Mammalia; Artiodactyla; Hippopotamidae
Gene: MYLK2
Product: myosin light chain kinase 2
Exons: 13
Coding region: 153-2027 (624 amino acids)
Biological process (GO): positive regulation of apoptotic process; protein phosphorylation; intracellular signal transduction
Cellular component (GO): nucleus; cytoplasm
Molecular function (GO): myosin light chain kinase activity; ATP binding
Source: RefSeq, a predicted model, not a curated record